Striga hermonthica is the source of this 291-nucleotide messenger RNA. The record is from the annotation of a GenBank genome assembly. Lineage: Eukaryota; Viridiplantae; Streptophyta; Magnoliopsida; Lamiales; Orobanchaceae.
AUGGCGUCAUCAGGUGCGGUGGUGAUAUUCAGCUCGAGCACGUGCUGCAUGUGCCUUGCCGUCGAUCGGCUCAUCCGAGGCCUCGGCGUGGGCCCCACCGUCUACGAAAUCGACGGUGAGGAAAGCGACAGCCUGGCGGCAGCCCUGCGGGGACUUAUCGGUGGGCCGGCGGCCGUCCCGGCCGUCUUUGUUGGGGGGAGGCUCGUAGGAACCAUGGAAGGAGUCGUGGCGGCGCACGUAGGCGGAGCACUCGUCCCGCUUCUCAAGGAGGCCGGCGCACUUUGGCUAUGA